Molecule: messenger RNA, 754 nt
Organism: Xiphophorus couchianus (Monterrey platyfish)
Lineage: Eukaryota; Metazoa; Chordata; Actinopteri; Cyprinodontiformes; Poeciliidae
Product: histone H3
Exons: 1
Coding region: 66-476 (136 amino acids)
Cellular component (GO): nucleosome
Molecular function (GO): DNA binding; structural constituent of chromatin; protein heterodimerization activity
Source: RefSeq, a predicted model, not a curated record
AAGAGCAGCGGAGCCUCGGCGGUUCGCCACAUUUCUCUCCUGAUCCCGAGCAGAGAAGCAGAAUCAUGGCCAGAACCAAGCAGACCGCCCGUAAGUCCACCGGAGGCAAAGCCCCCAGGAAGCAGCUGGCCACCAAGGCAGCCAGGAAGAGCGCUCCGGCUACCGGCGGCGUGAAGAAGCCUCACCGCUACAGGCCCGGUACCGUGGCUCUGAGGGAGAUCCGUCGCUACCAGAAGUCGACGGAGCUGCUGAUCCGCAAGCUGCCCUUCCAGCGUCUGGUCCGAGAGAUCGCUCAGGACUUCAAGACCGACCUGCGCUUCCAGAGCUCCGCCGUCAUGGCUCUGCAGGAGGCCAGCGAGGCCUACCUGGUGGGUCUGUUCGAGGACACCAACCUGUGCGCCAUCCACGCCAAGAGGGUCACCAUCAUGCCCAAAGACAUCCAGCUGGCCCGCCGCAUCCGCGGAGAGAGAGCUUAGAGGCUGCAGCUCCAACAAACACACAACGGCUCUUUUAAGAGCCACACACACCCAGUUUAACAGCUCUUCCUGUUGCGUCUUAAACUUUCCUGCUUUAUACAGACAAAUCUGGAGAAUUUUUUUUUUCUGUUCACACAGAUCUACAAGUUUACUUUUGUCCUAAAUAAAAUAAGCUGUUUUAUCUUAUAUCACCACCAUUGUGCAUAAAAACUGAAUGUUGAUCCAUAACUUCAAGCCUGAAUCUGAUUUCUGUAGAAAUAAAGUUGUUUUAUUUCUUU